AUGCUCCCGCCGCAACUCCCCGGACCCGCCGGGCACCUCCCGCUCGCCCUUGCCGUCACCGCCUCCUUCGCCAUCAGCUGCAGCGGCCGCUCCCGCCGCCGCCGCCGUGCGAAGCCCAAGCCCAUCGUGUUCCCGCCCCCGCCUCUCCGCCGCCUGGUCUCCUCCUCCCUCCGCCGCCUCCUCCCGCGCCCGCGCCCUCUCCGCGGCGGAUGGCUCGGGCGAAGGGGGAGGCGGAAGGCGCCCGCCGAGGACGUGGUGCUGCUCGUCCUCUCCCUGGCCCUGGGCGACAGGCUCGCCGUCCUCGCGGAGGCCUGGCGCGCGUCGGGGCUGGGCCAGGCGCUCGGCAUCUGGGCGGCGGUGUGGGGAGGAGCGAGGAGGAGGAAGAGGACGAGCGGGCUCCGGAGGCUCGCGGCGCUGCUGCUCGGGAUCGCGUUCUGCGCGCUCGCGUCGCAUUUCAGAGGGGCGGCGUUCCUGGAAGGCCUCCGGAAGACGGGCGGCGGCCGGAAAUUAGCGCGGACUUUCCUGCACUGA
Molecule: messenger RNA, 531 nt
Organism: Triticum turgidum subsp. durum (durum wheat)
Lineage: Eukaryota; Viridiplantae; Streptophyta; Magnoliopsida; Poales; Poaceae
Source: the annotation of a GenBank genome assembly